UAAUGGGUAGAUUACUCCCGGCAUUUGUCUUCCUUGUUUGGCAGCCACAUCAACCCGCGAUCAUUGGAUUCACCGGCUUGACAAAACACCAUGAAGCCAUCCUUCCUCACGCUCCUUGGAGCCGGCCUCGCGGCUGCAACGAAGCAACGCAUUGCCUGGCGUGCCUCGGUCGACACUGCCAACGCCAGUCUCUCGUCUGACUCUGUCGGAAACAACACGCUUGCCAUCUUUGUGUCGGCGCCCAUUGUGGUGACCCGCCUUGCGUCGCAGCAGAACAGUGUCGUCGUGACUGGCUUGCUCCAGCCGGUCGGGAACAACACCGAUGGCGAAGCCGAGCGCAGGCCGCAGGUUGUCUUUAUCCAAACCAUUUCUGUUUCGAACGACACGGCAACGCAGGACGCCAACUUUGACUUUGCCAUCCCGACGCCAUGGAUGGACCACUUGCUCUCUCUGUCCGUCUCUGUCCCUGGCAGCCAGGACAACACCGAGACCAACGGACUUGUCGUCACUCGGGACGCGGCCACUGACACCUUUGUCGUCAAGAACCCCGGCGAGUGGGACCACGACGAGAACGUCCGGAUCAUCGCAGAGCUGGAGGCGGAGCUAGUUAGGACAAUCCCGCAGGAACCCAGCAACCUGGGAGAGGAGUGCGGCAUCCCCGACGAUUGCAACGAAGCACCCGUCGACGGCAAGCCCAAGUCAGAGGACGGGCCAGGCCAAGACCCGGGACAAUACCCAGGAACCAGUCCCGGCCAGUAUCCGACCGAUGACGAACCCACGACGACGGUCACCACUACCCAAACAACGACUGGCUACCCUACCGAGACAACAGUGUCCCCCCAUUCCGACGUCUACCCGCACCCACGCCAGCUGGCCGUGUCCAGGGCCGUCGUCAACGCAAGGGUGACCUUUACCGGCUGGAACGGCAACAUCCAGCCCCUGCGGCUGAUGCAGGUGACGGCCUGGGGCAGCGUGUACAACGCGGCGGGCAGCUUUGUCGAGCGCGUCAACGCUUUCAAGACGCUCGACGUGGCAGGCACAGCGCAGUUCGCCUUUGACCUGCGCGCGGGCCAGCGCAUCGCCGUCGACCGCCUCGUCGCGCGCCUCGAGGGCGACAAGUACAUGGUUGGCACGCGGGCCGUCGACACGGAUCCCCUCGUGCGCAAGACCAUCACGCUCGCCCUCACCGUCAACCCCUGGCGCCUCGCCGCGGGCCAGACGGCGGCGUACACCAACAACUACCCGCGCAACGUGCUGUGCGACGGCAUCCUCGUCGCCGACGCGUUCCAGCGCAUCGCCGACUUUGCGCGCACAAAGGUCGUCGCAGCCGCCUCGAUCCGCAAAGUCGACGUCUGGUUCCCCUCGACCAACCCGGGCACGUUCCUGAGCGAAUCGCCCAUCUUCAUCAACAUCCCCCAUGACGACGCGCGGGAUCCCGACGUGCUCGCCCACGAGUACGGGCACUACAUGCACCUGCUCGCACGGGGCCAGGCGCGCCUCGCCGCGGGGGGUUCGCACUCGCCGUGCAACUCGCCCAGCAAGCAGACGGCGCUGAGCGAGGGCUACGCCUCGGCAUUCGGCCUGCUCGCGCUCGACCUGACCAUCCUCGCCAACCCGAUGUACGGGCAGUACACGGACAAGCGGCCCGACGGGUCAGUGCAGGUCGACAGCCAGUUCGAGACGUACACGUGCAGCAAGCGGACGCUGCAGGACGACGAGGGCCGCAUCACGGCCGCGAUAUUCGACCUCGCGGACCGCCGGCUCGACACAACAGUCCCGGCCGCCAGCGACGACUCGGCGCAGAUCUGGCCCGGGUUCAACGUGCAGGAUAUCAACAUCAUGUUCCCGCAGUCGCUCGUGCUGUGGAGGGCGAUGCGCAACAACCCGCAGGACAUGACGGCGUACUGGGGCGCCGUGCGGGCGCUGAUGACGACGGCCGGCGAGGCCAAGGCGUGGAACGUGCUGCGGUACAACUGGGCUGAUAUUGCCCGUUCGCCAGCUCCAGAUUAUGUGCCGUACCCACCCGUUAGGCCGCCCGUGGACAACUCUGAGUGCCCUGCCGUGUGCUCGCCUCAUCCAGGACAGAACAAGUGCCAUGUGCCCUCCGCACAGAACUGUGUCUUCCCCGCACCGCUUGCGAGCGCGAACCCGCGGUCGUACUGUGCUUGCCGGCCUGGGUAUAAGAGCAAGUUUGGGACCGAUGUAUCUAAGCACUGGCGCGUGGCAACCAAGGGGAUCGAGAACUUCGUGUGGGUUGCCGAGGGGGUUGAGUGCGAGACGCUGUGUGAUGGGGUAAUGUGCAGCGAGGUGCCGGUGCUGGACAAGCCUUGUGUUUGA
This is a messenger RNA of Microdochium trichocladiopsis, 2337 nucleotides long. RefSeq lists its product as uncharacterized. NCBI's taxonomy places the organism in Eukaryota, Fungi, Ascomycota, Sordariomycetes, Xylariales, Microdochiaceae. The transcript has a single exon. Bases 91 to 2337 code for a protein of 748 amino acids. The record is from RefSeq and is a predicted model, not a curated record.